AUGGCUGGUGGUGAUCUUCUACCUUUUGUGUCCAUUGUUCUUGUGCAGUUAGGCUAUGCAGGGAUGAACUUCACAUCAAUGUUUGCCAUGCACUCUGGAAUGCACCCUCUUGUCCUCGUGGCUUACAGGCUUCUGUUUGCAACCGUGGCAAUUGCUCCCUUUGCUUAUUUCAUGGAGCGGAAGACAAGACCCAGGAUUACAAUGUCUAUUUUGUGCCAGACAUUUUUAUGUUCCUUAACAGGGGCAACUGGAAAUAUGGUCCUUUACUUUAUAGGGUUAAAGAACUCAAGCCCAACAAUUGGAUGUGCAUUAACUAACACACUUCCAGCAUUUACUUUCAUCCUUGCAGUCCUUUUCAGGCAAGAAUCUCUGGGAAUCAAGACCAGGCCAGGUCAAGCGAAGGUAAUAGGAACAAUUAUAUGUGUAGGUGGAGCCCUUAUAUUGUCAUUCUACCAUGGAAACAUCAUUAAUAUAGGCGAAUCCAGCAUUCACUGGACAUAUGCUGAGAAUAUGGAAAAGAAUAGCUCCACUUCUAGUGGCCAUGGGAAUGUCAUCUUAGGCCCCUUUCUCCUUAUUCUUAGUUCUCUCUCUUGGUCAAUAUGGUUCAUAAUCCAAGCAAGAAUGAGCAAGACGUUUUCAGCACCAUACACAAGUACCACAUUGAUGUGUUUCAUGGGCUUCAUUGAGUGUGGGAUCAUUGCCGCAAUUUUCAAACCUGUCAUUUCUGCAUGGUCAUUGAGCAAUCCAAUGUGGCUUCUUGCAGCUCUCUAUACAGGGGUUGUGUGCUCUGCACUAGCAUUUGCUGUCACUUCAUGGGCUAUCCAGUUGAAAGGUCCUCUCUAUGUCUCAGUGUUCACUCCCUUGUUGCUUGUUAUAGUGGCUAUUACCAGUUGGGCCCUGCUUCGUGAGAAAUUAUAUGUUGGAACUGCUUUAGGGUCACUUUUGAUUGUUAUGGGGCUUUAUGCUGUUCUAUGGGGAAAAAAUAAGGAGACAAAACUGGCAAAUGCUAUCGAAGAGAUAGAAACAACAAAGAUAGAUGAUGAUAUGAUCACAAAGGACUUGGAAAUGCAGUUUGAUGCAAAAUCAAAUGGCAAUCACAAUAGAGCAGAGAAACCAGAAGACAUGUAAUCCAAUUCAAAAUUGUUGAGUGCUCCAUCCCAUGCUGAAGUGUAACGUAUGUUCCAAUUUAUUUCACCUCAAUGUCCCAAGUUUCACAAUUUCAA
Molecule: messenger RNA, 1223 nt
Organism: Quercus robur (English oak)
Lineage: Eukaryota; Viridiplantae; Streptophyta; Magnoliopsida; Fagales; Fagaceae
Product: WAT1-related protein At1g09380
Exons: 7
Coding region: 1-1128 (375 amino acids)
Cellular component (GO): plasma membrane
Molecular function (GO): transmembrane transporter activity
Source: RefSeq, a predicted model, not a curated record